Sebastes umbrosus (honeycomb rockfish) is the source of this 2380-nucleotide messenger RNA. It is a transcript of the gene draxina, whose product is annotated as dorsal inhibitory axon guidance protein a. The coding region runs from base 213 to 1346 and encodes 377 amino acids. The record is from RefSeq and is a predicted model, not a curated record. Gene Ontology annotation, biological process: axon guidance; Wnt signaling pathway. NCBI's taxonomy places the organism in Eukaryota, Metazoa, Chordata, Actinopteri, Perciformes, Sebastidae. Gene Ontology annotation, cellular component: extracellular region. The transcript has 7 exons.
GGAUGCUCAGCACAUCCCAGAGAGGAGAGGAGAGCAGAGCAGAGCAGAGGAGACUACAGAGGUGCUGCUGCUGCUGCUGUCCGGUCCGCUGUCAGCCUGCAGCCACACAUACAUAUGACUGAGCUGCUGUUCACACCACAAACAACAACAACAAAGGAAAACAACAGCAACAAACAAACAAACGCGGCAGGUGGCGCUGUGCUGUACAGACGAUGGCUCUCUCUUGGAGUCUCCUCCUGGCGUUCUUGUUUGCGUCCCUGGUUCUCUCACACAGCGCCGAGCCCGGAGCUCCUCACGGCAAGAGGAGACAGGCGCAGACCUCAGCGGGCGGCAGCAACGCCCUACAGCACCCUCUGCAGGGUCUGCAGGGCCACCGUUACAACAGGGACCGCGGAGGAGGGCACGGGGGCCAGGGGGCCCGCGCUACCAAAGGUGGAGCCGGGCUGCUCUCCCACAGGCCCAUGCACCCACUGGCCAGGCCCGAGGAUGACGGGACGGGCCUGGAGAGUUUGAGCCCGGUGAGGCUGGAGAUGGGCCCGGGCAGGGACAGAGACAGAGUUCGAAUGAGUAUGAAGAGUCCGUCGCAGGGCCGGGAAAACCAGCUGCUGGGGACGCGCAAAGGACGGGGACAUGGACACGGGAAUGGGCACGGACACCAUUUUGAGCACAGGAGGCAAGGGAGUCGGCGUGACAAGGAGCGUCACGGAAAAGGGUUUCUUCCCGAGCCGGAGCUGAGCUCUGCGUAUAAGGACAGAGAUCUGUUUGAGGAUCUUCCCUCCUCCUCUGCCGCCUCCCCCUCCCUCAGCAUGACCCCACCCGGUGAAACCCCCUCCCCCAUCGCCGCCGUCUUUGGCUCUGGCUCCUCCAUGGUUACCACGGUGAUGAACGAGCAUCCCCCAACGCUGCCCCCGGCCUCCACCAAACCCCAGAGGUCCGGAAGAGGUAAAGGACAAGGAGAGGUGAUGCCAACGUUGGACAUGGCGCUCUUUGAUUGGACAGACUACGAGGACAUGAAACCUGUGGACGCCUGGCCGUCUUCCAGGAAGAAAGACAAGAGGCGGAGUAAGAACCUCAGCAGUGGAAAUGGGACUGUAGACGCUGACGCCAUCGAGCCAUGCGACCACCACCUGGACUGUCUCCCAGGUUCUUGUUGUGACUUGAGACAACAUGAGUGUAAACCUCACAACAGAGGCCUCAACAACAAAUGCUACGAUGACUGCAUGUGUGAGGAAGGGUUCCGCUGUUACGCUAAAUUCCACCGGAAGCGUCGUGUGACCAGGAGGAGGGGUCGCUGCGUGGUGCCAGAGUCAGUCAACAGUGACCAAGGAGGCUUCAUCACUAUCUGAGGAAGAGGAGGAGGUGGAGGACAAGAUGAAGGAGCAGGGAAAAUGUCCCAGUGACCACUCUGACAGAGUAGAUAGUGCAGCCAAAACAUCACAUGACACUGACACGCCGCUGAGUGCUGAAAGGUGACGGUUUGCUGGUUUUUCAAAUUGAUCCCACAAUGUAAAACAUCUAAAUGCCGACAUCUGGUCAGUUAAAACAAAAUAGUUUAACUGGAUAUGCUAUUUGACUGUUGCAUUGUGGGAUGAGUCACACCUUCUAAUCCAGCAAAUCACCGUCUUUGAGCACCUAUUUAAAAUCAGUUUUGUUUCAGUUGUGGUCACUGCAGCAUCAAUACAGAAGCAUAUGUAUGUUUUCAAAGAGGGGCUUUUCAAAACUCACUCAGUCCACAAUGGCUGACGAUUUUUAUUUGUUUUAAAUUGGUAUAAAAGAUUCACUUGUCUGGCAACACAUCACUGAGUGAACUCUGUAAACAUCUCAUAGUUCACAUGUUGAUAUAUUCACCACAGUUAUUACGGCUGUUGGUUUCAUUUCUCACAGGUUUUCCUGCAGCUGAUCGUCUCUGUCCUGCUGAUCUAAGUCAAACAAUGUUUACAAAUCAUUUAACAUUUACUAUUGCUUAGAGUCCCAAAUUAUGUCUUUUAUUGGUUCGGGAUCAUUCAAAUUGAGCUGUCACUCAGAGAAAUGAUGCUAGAAUGACUUUGAAAUAGUUUCUGUGUGAGCUCUGUGCUACGUUUUGUUUCUCGGCACUCUUACUCUCCAAACAAAUGCGGAAAAUGAUUUGUAAAUGCCAUUUGAACCCAGUCUGCUGUCCUGUAUUGUAAAUAAGAAUGUGUCUGAAUUGCCAACCACUUUUUGUUAACUUCUCUUUAAAUGUACUUAACUGUAGAACGAUAAACAAAGAUGCUUGUUUGACCUUCCUUUUACAUGUCUUAAUAUAUGUUUUAUUUAUACUGUACUUAAACACACGUUUGUCCAGAUAUUGUGUUUGUCUGUCUUUUUUGUCUUCAUGAUUAAACACUUACUAGGAUAAACA